Molecule: messenger RNA, 201 nt
Organism: Paraglomus brasilianum
Lineage: Eukaryota; Fungi; Glomeromycota; Glomeromycetes; Paraglomerales; Paraglomeraceae
Source: the annotation of a GenBank genome assembly
GCCACAUCACGCAGCACAUCUUUGGAACAAACGAACUUCCAAGUAACACCUUGUCUCAGUAUGGAACUGUACUCGGAAAUUUCGCGUCUUGUUCUUAGCGAAGAUGAAAAGACAGCACUAUUCAUGUAUUUUACCAAGAACCCUGCUCAGAAAGUGGAAGCAGCUGCAGUUCUACCAGUCUGCAAAGAUGACACUGCCAGA